Williopsis jadinii is the source of this 718-nucleotide messenger RNA. RefSeq lists its product as uncharacterized. Lineage: Eukaryota; Fungi; Ascomycota; Saccharomycetes; Phaffomycetales; Wickerhamomycetaceae. The coding region runs from base 37 to 267 and encodes 76 amino acids. The record is from RefSeq and is a predicted model, not a curated record. The transcript is spliced from 4 exons.
ACACAACGUUCAACACCAAUUAACAAAUAGACAACGAUGAGUGGUGGACACUUCCCUUCCCCAAAGCACGUCUGGGCACCAACAGGUGGUUGGUGGUUCACUCCAAAGAACUACAAGUCGAAUGUGCUUCUCAUUGGCAGCAGCGCUGCGCUCUUCUCCCUUGUUGUUUUCCAGCUGUGUCGUGGUAUUGAACAUAACCCAAAGGAGGAAUAUCCAGAACAAGUCAUAGACAGAUGGAACAAGGCCGCUGCCAGCGGGUUGAAAUGAUUCUACUCCUGGCUUAUUUAACACAGCUCUGAGCUCGCCCUAUUUAUUCUCUUCUUAUUUAUUCUACGUCAAUACUUGACUCCACUGUGUAAGCCCAUAGCCCGCAGAACAAUGCGCUCCGCUGCUCUACAACGACAACCCUACAACAAAGUCAAAAAGAACUGUCAUGUAAUGUAAUAUAGAAUAUAAGUGUUACUUCCUCGGCAAUUAGAAAGCACCAGAUCUCUUCAAUUGGACAAAGGAAGCAAUGAAUGGAACAGCAGCGGCAAUACCAAAGAAGCCAAAGUGGAUCACGGCGUAUGGGAUCUUUCUGUUGUGCACCUUGAAUGGGAUGUUCUCAUAGACACCCUCCUUGAAGUGAACAGCAGAUUUGGAGGAGGAUGAGAAAGCUCUCUUGGAGGUUUGAACGAGUUGUCUGGCGAACAUUUUCAAUAUGGUUGUUUCUACUGAG